CGACACAAAAUUCUGAUCCUGCAGCUGAAGUUUGAAACUUUGAUGAUCGAGGAUCAUUUAACAGGAUCAAGUUUUUAAAUUUCUUGAAUUAUUCACUACAGGAUUCGUGAUUCUAUUGAUUAAACAUAGAUUAGAUGGCGUCUUUAACUGUUUUUCGUAACUUGUGCUUUAUAUCAUCAUGCUCCCCACUCUGUUUCAGAAAAAAUAGAACCCUAGCUCUCACUCCAUCUCCUUUCCACACUUCCACUACUUUUCUAAGGUUAAAGAAACAAACCCAUUUCUCAAACAUCAAUUUCAGCAAACCCAUAUGCCCAAAACGCAGCUCCACACUUGUUUACGCGGCACAGUCCAACUUCUUGAAAGCUCUUCAAACAGUUUGGAAAGUUGGGAAGGAUGGAAUUGAGGCUGGAACGGAUCUGGUUCCGGACUUUGUACCUAGACCCAUGGCAAGGAUUUCUGUCACAGUAGUUGCAGUGAGUGUUGCCCUGUUUGUACUCAAGUCAUUCCUAUCAACAGCUUUCUUUGUGUUGGCCAUGAUGGGACUUAUAUAUUUCACGUUCAUCGCCUUAAACAAGGAUCAAGGGUCAAAAGGAGGUCGAGGCAGUAACUCUGCAGAAGGCCCUCUAGAUGACCCCGUGGAAGAAGCAAGAAGAAUAAUGGAGAAGUACAAGAGACAAUGACCAGGGGAGGGAGAUUUCUCAAUAAUCAAAUUUCAGGUGAUGAUGUCCCACCUAAACGUGUGAGUAUUUUGAUCUUGAUUUGGUCUAUGUUGCAAGUCCAGAAGUCCUACCGGUUUGAUACAUAGAUUUCAGGUAGGGUGCAGCUGCCUCAUAACCAGGUGAUGAGGUGAAUGAGGUGCAGGCCUGGCAAAAUUCCCUGCACUUUGUUGAAAUAGUUUUUCCUUUCCUCCGAUGCCCUCAUUUCUUUCAAACGAAACAAACUUCAUAGAGAAUUCAUCCUCCAUCCCAGUGUAAUGAAUCUCGCACCUAAAUAAUAGCUUAAUUGAUAAAAUCCAUGUGAUUCGUGCUAUCUUUUAUAUGAGCUCGAUUUUCUCGUCUUCCAUAUAAAAACAAGUAAAAAUAAAUUUAAUGACUCAUU
Messenger RNA from Rubroshorea leprosula, 1098 nucleotides. NCBI's taxonomy places the organism in Eukaryota, Viridiplantae, Streptophyta, Magnoliopsida, Malvales, Dipterocarpaceae. The record is from the annotation of a GenBank genome assembly.